Molecule: messenger RNA, 2691 nt
Organism: Vitrella brassicaformis
Lineage: Eukaryota; Vitrellaceae
Source: the annotation of a GenBank genome assembly
CUGAUUGAUUCAUUAUUACGUAUAUCAGUUAGUUCACUGGCUAACUAAGGGCUCUGCUCUAACACCAUCGGCCAAUCGGUGGGUGAAACCGUCUGGACAGCCACACACAUCCGGCCAUCCAUCCGUCCGUCCAGCCUCACUCACAGCACACCACGACACGACACGACCCCCACAUGCAUUGCAAUGCAUUCGUUCGCACACGUGUGCACGUCAGUCACAAUCAAUGGAUGUGCGGGCGGGCGGGACGGCGGGCGGCAGUAUGUAUCUUCUCACUCACUUACAGGCUGACUGACUGACUGACUUUGUCUCUUGUCUGGUCUCUGUCUGGCGAAAUAUAUAUGUCUGUAUGGUGUCUGUAUGGUAGGCAGAUGGUAGAUGUGUUUGUGUGUGUGUGUUUCCUCUCUCUCCUUGAUUAUUCGUAUCUGGCAGUGUUUCUCUUGAGGAUGUCUUCGAGGUUGCCCAGCAGGCGCUUAAACGAACGCCUGUCCAACGCUGCCACCUGUGCACACACCAAAGGCAGCAAACAAAGGGCAUACACACAGACGCACUCACUCUUCGUCUCCCCCCGUCCCCCCUCCCCCUCCUCCCUCCCCUGUCUGUCUGCCUGCCUUCCUACCCGCAGGUCUGAUUUGGCGAUGACGUUGGCGGCUCGCGGCUCGUUCUUGAGCAGCGCCAACUCGCCGAAAUAGUCCCCCGAACCAAACUGCAUCACCUGCACAGCACAGCAAGGCACAAAGACAGAGGCAGCAGACGGUGGUCCGCAUGCAGUGAGUGAAAAUGGAGUGCGUGGCUGGUAUCGGUAUGUAUGGGGCCCCUCUUGUGUUGGACUGUGUCAUUCAUGUGACUGACCUCCUGCGGGCUUUGGCCCUGCACAAACGACUUGGUGGCCACGGCCUUGCCCUCCUCUACACCCACACACACACAGAAUACAUACAAACAUACGCACAACACAACCCAUCUCUAUCCAUAUGAUAUCAAUACGUAUCGUAUCCCCCCAGCGUCGACGUCAUGUGGAAUCAAUCAGCGAGGGGGGUAUGUUAUGUAUGUGAGAUGGUAUGUAUGUGGCCACCUUACUUACCGACGAUGUAGAAUUUGUCCCCGGGCUCGCCCUGGGACACUAUCACGUCACCGUCCUGACCACACACACACCACAUAUUGUCCAUCCUUCCCAUGUCUCUGUGUCGUCCAUGAAGGUCAUGGCGGUAGGCCUGCACUAGCACCCCUUUCUGCGUACGUACUUUGUAAGUUUCGGUUUUGAGUGCGUCUGCGAUUUUGGAUCGUUCGUAUGCGUCCAUGGACUCGAGGAGGGGGACCUUCUUAAGGAAGCCCUCAUACAGCUCGCGCUUCUUGCUCGCAGCCUCCUUGACGAUGUGGUUGAAACUCUCACGGUCCAGCUGCCACAACACACAGCUGGGGACCGACCAUCAUACACGUGAACGCCACACACAUACACGUGAGACAUGUGUGUGUAUGUGUGUGUCUGUCUGUCUCCCUCCCUCCCUCCCUCCCUCCCUGGUUCCUCCCUUCCUGUUUUGUGUGUGUGUAUGUGACAUACUUGUCUCUGGCGUUGACCGAGGCAGCGCGUGGGCAGUUGUAGAGGAGUGCGAGUUCGCCAAACGCAUCGCCCGACUGGCAGACCUUGACCAGCUUCUCGUCGUCCUCGCCGGGGAACUUCUUGUAGCAGUCGAUGGUGCCGCUCUCAACCACAAACAAACAGUCGCCGUCGUCUCCCUGCUGGAUGAUACGCGUACCUGCUGACACCACCUAAACACACAUCCACACACACAGACACACAGACAGACAGACGGACAGGCAGGUGCAUGUCUCGCUUGGCAUCUGGCCGGCUGGCUGGUGUAUGUGUGUGUGUGCGAUGCAAAACAGCCGACUGACCUUUUCCUGCAUGGCAUCGAUGACGGUUUUCAUGUCUUUUUCCUCUAGGUUUCUGAAGAGGAAUGACUGCUCGAGUACAGCCUGGAUGCGGGCCUUCUGGUCGUCGCCCUUCUGGUAGACGGGCGCCACGAAUGCCUUCUUCUGGUUCCACUUGCCGUAGGCCUCGGCGCUGACCGACUGGCGGGGCCCGCGAGACGCGUACGCCUUCGGGGGCAUCGCGGGCAUCUCCUCAACCGUGUCCUCAUCCUCCUCGUCCUACAGAGACAGACAGACAUACGCCAAGAAUCAAUGAGUGACAUGACAACCGCACACAGACAGACAGAAAAACAACAACACAGCGAUAAAUGGAGCUCUGGAUGGUUGCUCGCUCAUUCGGUGUGUCAAGUGGGUGAGUGCCACCUGACCUCAUCGUCCUCAUCGUCUUCCUCGUGGUGUUCGUCCUCCUCGGGCGGCGCCUUGAUGCCGCACUUGGCCUCCAAGUCGCGGAUGUACUCCUUGAGUCGGCCUAUCUCCUCCUGCAGGACUCCCUCAUUGACAGAGCUACGGUGCUGGGGUGGGCCCAUGGUGGCCCCAGCCAUACCCCCAGGGGCUGGCAACUUGGCCUCCUUGCACAGCCACGACACCAUGUACGGCGCGGGGUCAUCCGGCUUGUCCAGCAACAGCUGGGUCACCAACGCCUCCAGCAACGGGUUGAUUUUGCUCUGGAUGUAGUCCUGGUGCUCUGCCGCACUCAUCCUGACUCACCAAAGGCGGAGAUUCCGGUCACCAGACGCCCACCCUGCUGCCGCCGGUUUUUCGCUG